CCGCUGCGGGUCCGCCAGCUCCGCCGCUCCGCCGAAUCAAGUAAUUCAGAUAGAAGAAGAACAAAGGGAGAAGUUAACUAACAACAUGAAGUUACUCCUCUUCAUUACCAUAACCUUGGGUGCACUUGUCACGGGACUAGAGUCUAUUUAUAGCUGGAAGUACUACAAGCUAUAUAAACGCAGAUCAGAACACAAGGAAUGCUCUUGUUUGAAUGGAGGAACGUGCAUUACCUAUUACCUCUUUAGUGGAAUUGGUCGUUGCGUAUGUCCAGAUGGAUACACUGGGAUUCACUGUGAGCUAGACACUGACAGCACAUGCUAUACUGAAAAUGGAGAGGACUACAGAGGGAUGGCAACAGAAGACAAAUGUCUGCCGUGGAACUUGCCCUCACUAAUCAGGAGGGGUCAUUACCAUGCUUACUCAGAGAAUGCUUUGCAGCUUGGGCUGGGCAAACACAGCUACUGCAGAAACCCAAAUGGAAGGAACAAGCCCUGGUGUUACACCAAAAGGGGAUCUGUCAUUCAAGAAACACCUUGCAACAUAGAGAAGUGUGGGCCUACAUGUGGUCAAAGGAGUAUCAGCAGGAGCUUCAAGAUUGUUGGUGGCAGUCAGGCAGAGGUGGAGUCUCAGCCUUGGAUAGCUGGCAUCUUCCAAACCAUAAGGGGCAUGGACCAUUUCCUGUGUGGCGGCAGCCUCAUCGACCCUUGCUGGGUGCUCACAGCAGCGCACUGUUUCCACACUCCGUCAAGAAGACCAAUAAACAAAUCUGUCUACAAAGUCUUCCUUGGAAAGUCCAUACUGAAUGUCACUGAUGAUAAGGAACAAGUAUUCAUGGUUGAUGAGAUCAUCUCUCACCCUGACUUUACAGAUGACACAGGUGGCAAUGAGAAUGAUAUUGCUUUGAUAAGGAUAAGGACGACUUCUGGACAGUGUGCAGUAGAAUCCAAGUAUGUCAGAACAGUCUGCUUGCCAGAGAGGAACCUUUACUUGAAGGAGAAUACCCACUGUGAAAUAGCUGGCUAUGGAAAACGAGAUUUUUAUGACAUCUUCUAUGCUCAAAGACUGAUGUCAGCCACUGUGAACUUAAUAUCACAGAGAAAAUGCAAAUAUGAAUACUAUGACAAUGUUAGAGUUACUGACAACAUGGUCUGUGCUGGGGAUCCUAUGUGGCAGAUUGAUGCAUGCAAGGGAGAUUCUGGUGGCCCCAUGGUCUGUGAGCACAAUGGCAGGAUGAUGGUUUAUGGGAUUGUCAGCUGGGGAGAUGGCUGUGCAAAGGAAAACAAGCCUGGUGUUUACACCAGAGUUACUCAAUACCUUAACUGGAUUGACUCCAACAUGAAUGGGUUAGCUGCCAAGAGUCGUUUUCUUCCUGAACCAAAGUGACCUUUUUUCUCCAGCUGGACUGAAAUGAACAAAAUUCAGCCUAUACUGACACCAGGACAUUGAGGACCUGAAUGUCAUAAGAGGCUUUCAUUUUGAAUGCUUGUGUGUUCAGUCACUCACAUCAGUGCUCCUGAGGCAUGAGGCAGAGAGAUGGUUGAUACAUUAUCUUACUACUCUGAUUUUCCUGUAAACCACUCAGUGGGAAGCUAAAAUAUUUAACAUUUAAAUGAGUAUUCCCAUGCACAAUACUAUGCAUAGCAAGUUAGCUGUCUAUUUCAUUUACGAACCAGCAUUUGCUCUGGAAAUAUUGAUACAGUUUCAACUUACUAAACUCAACUAUUCAUUUUCUACAUAAACUGAGUCUAAAAUCUCCCCUGGUUGUACUGAAUAAUACUGACUCUCAAGUCCCACAGACCUAAGCUGUUAAGACCAGUACUGAGAGAGGGAUCAGACUUGGCACCAAGAAGUGG
Molecule: messenger RNA, 1854 nt
Organism: Parus major (Great Tit)
Lineage: Eukaryota; Metazoa; Chordata; Aves; Passeriformes; Paridae
Gene: PLAU
Product: plasminogen activator, urokinase
Exons: 11
Coding region: 86-1384 (432 amino acids)
Biological process (GO): plasminogen activation; regulation of cell adhesion mediated by integrin
Molecular function (GO): serine-type endopeptidase activity
Source: RefSeq, a predicted model, not a curated record